GAUAGAAGAGCUUAGUAGUUCUUCUCCAUCUUCGGCUGACAGAAUUCGACUGCUGUACUAAAGGAAAGAAAAUCCGAGAAUAAUCUUUCUUUGAAUCUCCAGUUUGCUUCGAAAGUUUGACAGGCCAGAAAACAACGCUGUUAACUGGUUCGAACAUUCCUUAAUAAUGCUGAGUAUUCAAAGUCGGGCAAGCGGCGGGAAUACCGACGACAUGGCGCGCCUUGUCAAACAAGUGAGCAUCGAAAGUCCUACUCACAAACUGAAGGAAUGUAUUUUCAACUUCGAAACGCCAAUGCCUGAAAUACCUCCUGCAGGAGCUCGAGUCAAGGUUCGCAACGCAGGUGUAUGUUAUCGCCUACGCUCAGCCUCCUCGUCCUCAAGCAUCAAGUCUGUGGACUCGCUGCACUGCGGAUCUCCUCUCCAUCACUCCGUCCGCGAUACUGCUCUCUUCCCUGGAUACGAGGUUGCUGGUACAGUUGAGGCCCUAGGUGUUGAGGUUACAGAAACAGAUUUGCAAGUUGGAGACAGAGUCAUUGUGUAUCCUUACGAAGGUCAUCCACCAGGUUAUGCAGAAUACAUUGCUGUGCCAGAUGUCCAGUAUUUAAUCAAGGUGCCAGAGAACAUGAACCUUAGCACAGCAGCUAUGCUUCCUUCAGGGGCACUCUGGGCUAUGAACACAGUGUUCAGUGCUCACAACCAUGUUGAAAAGGUUCUUUCAGAGAAGGGUGAGACAGGACAGUGUAAGAUUUUGUUGGUAGGCACAGGAGGUCUUGCACUGUGGGCCAUGAGAAUUGCACGGUUUUAUUGGCCACAGAAAAGGGAUCGCAUUGUUAUUGCAGUUGCUUGCCUCAGAGAUGAAGGGAUUUCUAUUGCUCAGGAGUACCUCAGGGUGAAUGUGGUACAGUGGAAUGAGGAUUUAUAUGAAGAACAGCUUGUGGAGAGAACUAAAGAUGCUUGUGGAGGACCUGUGGACAUUGUUAUUGAUUUCAGUGCCACCUCGCGCUCAAUUCGGAGAGCACUCAAGUGCUUGGCCCCAGGUGGUGUAAUGUUGGUCAGUUCUGAGCACUCUGAGGGCCUUAUUUCUCGCUACAGUUCUCUGGCUGAAAAGGAAAAUCACCAACUUGUCCCUAUUGAGUUUGGUACCUUAAAUCAACUCAGGAACCUUGUUCAUCUUGUAUCAACUGGAGAGAUUGAACCUCCACCUCACACAAUUUUCUCUGCUGACCGUGCAAACGAAGCCUUAGCUAAGAUUGGUCGUGGACUCAUUCCUGGAAGGGCAAUUUUAGAGUUUCCUGAGGAUGAUGAGGAUGAAGAAGAAUAAAUAACAGAGGAAGAUACUAACAGUAUUCAGAGAAGUGGAGAAAGUAUACUGAAGCAGUGCUACCAACUCUUCAGUUUUAUGUUCCCAAGGGACUGAGUGUCUUCAUGAAAAUUUCAACUGCAUUUGCAUGGAGACUAAGAUAUAACCCCAAGGAAAGAAACAGAAUAAAGAGCAAAAAUCACUUUAUAUUUUUUAGAAUAUUUGAUCAUAGAAUAUAGAACAAAAUAAUCUUGAAUCAUCCAAUGGUGAGUUAAAGACAGCCGUGAUCCUCUUAUCAAGGAAAUUCAAAUAAGAACUGCAAAUGCAUCUUUUUAUAAUCAAUGCAGCAGGUAAAAUGAGCAAGUUAUAGAUGCAACAUCAGUAAUCCGGUCAGUACUAGAACAGGAGUUAUUCCUUCAAGCCUAUAACCUCAUAAGUGGCUGUUCUUCCUUUUGAUGUUGUCUUCAAUUGCAGCUAAGUAUUUACCACAUUGUAACAAAGUAAAAGAAAAAAAAGUGUAGAGUGAAAUAGAAGGCACGUGUUCUAUAUAGAUGUACUGUAUGUACAGUAUUAGAAAUUAUGAUUUUGCACAACAAUAUAAUCUUUGCUUUACCAUGGACAAGGAUUUUUGUUUCAUAUAUUUUAUAAUCAGAAUUCAAGGUUUAUGACUACAGUGAAACCUCUUUAUCAAGGAGUAGUUUGAGAAGAAUUCAAAAUAUUUUAGGGUUGCUUUACAAUAAAGUAUCUCUUGCCCGGAAAAAUGCUCCAAUAAGAGAGCAUGUUCCUUUCAGUUUGAUUCAUAUCAUUUUUUAAAUAAUGAUUAAGAAAUGUUAUAUGAAUUAUGUAGUUCAUACUACAUAUAUAUUUACAAGUGUCGUUUUAUUCAUUUUCAAGUAAUGAGUACUUGAAAAUGCAUGUGCAGUCAUCCCUACUCCAUUAAUGUUUUACUCUAAUACAUGGGGCAUUUCACAAUAUUAAGGUUGCAUUUGAGGAAAAGGUGCUCCAAAGAGGUUUAAUUGUAAUAUUUCAUUGUUGAAUGAUGUGCAGGUGUAGUUAAGGCUGUGAUAGGAAUGUACAUCAUUCUGUCAAGAAAGAUAGCAGAGAUUACCUGUUUUGUGUGUCACCUUGAUGUCAGUAUACUUGCUGCUCCUGUCUAAUGACAUGUGUCCCAUAAUGUUGCACCUUUUUACAAGUAACAUUUAAGAUCUCAGCAAGGAAUGUCUGUAAAAAGGUAUAUUGGUAAAUGAACUGAAUAAACUGUAUUAUACAUAAACAUGUAUAAUACUGCAGAUUUCUCUGUGAAAAAAUAAUAUUAAGUAUAAUUGGAGAGAUAACAUUAUAUACAUAUUAUUUUAUACUACAAAAUUAUAUUUAGAGAUGUA
Messenger RNA from Penaeus chinensis, 2682 nucleotides. RefSeq lists its product as uncharacterized. Lineage: Eukaryota; Metazoa; Arthropoda; Malacostraca; Decapoda; Penaeidae. The transcript is spliced from 10 exons. Bases 167 to 1321 code for a protein of 384 amino acids. The record is from RefSeq and is a predicted model, not a curated record. Gene Ontology annotation, molecular function: oxidoreductase activity.